AUAUUCAUCGUUUAUCCGUACUUAUUUGUAAUUGUGCAUAUAGAAUAAUAUGCAUUUAUAAGCGUAAAUGUAGUCCUAAAUGUAUGUGAUCGUGCGUAGGCGUUCUGAGUCAGUUCAAUAGAAUGAAUGAAGGUCCUUGCUUCCCUCCGCCCCUCAAGUGCUACAACACAUCUUGCACGUUCUGUAGUUAUAUCCAGGUGCCUCAUUCGCUGCUUGUUUAUAGUUUGGAGUUUAGAGUUGCUGCAGAACAUAACUGUUCUGUGACAUUUCAUUUCUUAAGAAUUUAAUCUAGUCGUUUUUGAGAGCUUCAUUGAUACAUUUUUAUCAGUGAACUGAUGCACUGACAUUACCAUGCAGUUGCAGUAACAACUUUAGGAGCUGAUUUAAGCUGCAUUAAAUUCCUCAUAAAUCGUCAAAAUGCCUCUUCUGCAACAUGUAAUGGACACAGAGUUGGAGCGGUUAGCCGUGGACCAGAUUGUCCCAUCUCUACUGGACCAAGGAUUCUUUUACGUAGACAACUUUCUAGGAGAAUUGGUUGGGCACUUUGUUUUGAACCAAGUGAAAGAGAUGCACUACUCUGGAGUUCUGCAGGAUGGACAGCUGGCUGGUCCUGGCCCUUUUGGGGUGUCCAAAAUAAACAUUAGAGGAGAUAAGAUAGCCUGGGUCAAUGGAGGUGAAAAGAGGUGCGAGGCUAUUCACCUCCUUCUGACAUUAAUCGAUAAGUUGGUUUCUCUUUGCAUCGGUCGACUUGGGAAAAGUAUAAUUCGAGAAAGAUCGAAGGCGAUGGUGGCGUGUUAUCCAGGAAAAGGGACAGGAUAUGUGAAACAUGUGGACAAUCCCAAUGCUGACGGUCGCUGCAUCACCUGUAUCUACUACCUCAACAAAAACUGGAACCCCCAGGAGCAUGGAGGAAUUCUUCGCAUUUUUCCCGAAGGCAAAUCCUAUGUUGCAGAUGUUGAGCCCCUGUUUGACAGACUGCUGUUCUUUUGGUCAGAUAGAAGGAAUCCACAUGAGGUGCAGCCUUCAUAUGCAACAAGAUAUGCUAUAACCGUGUGGUAUUUCGAUUCAGAAGAAAGGGCAGAGGCAAAGAGACGGUUUAGAGACUUAACAGCCUCCACCCAAGACCCGGACGGAAGCAGUACUCCCUGAACUUUGACCUUAUAAGAGACUCCAUCCUGUGUGACACAAUACAACACUGGAUCCCUAAUCCUUUGUACUGACAGAGUUGUCAUGCUUUGGUCUAAUCACUGUUUGGACUGUGCUGUGGUACCUCUUCUAAACGCUACAAAGAUGUUGAAAGUUACAAAGAUGUGUGGUUGUGGUAGAUGAUAAGAAGAGACGUUAAUGGCGUUGUGCAUAUAUUUAGAAAUAAAAUUAUUUUCUGCUCUUUCAAUAACAGCGAUUCUCGUCAUUGUAUUUAAAUGAAUCAACCCAAAUAAUACUGUACUACUUCCUGAAAUGUCUUUAUAGAAUAUGGUUAAAGAAUGUAGUUGGGUUAAAAUCAACUGAAUUUUCUUCUUUAACUACUACUGUUCUAAAAUAAUUGUUUACCAGUUCAUGCAUGCCAGAGAGAGAGAGAGAGAGAGAGAGAGGGUGGGGUAUGUGCAUGCUCACGUGUGUAUUAUACAAUUUGGUUCAUCUAUAAUUAUUAAAAUGUUUGAAUGUAAAUCUUGAACAGUAAAUAUGAAUUGAGGUGACAAUGUUAUGAUGAAAAUCACUAAGGCCUAGAUUCAAUAAGAUCAAGCGUUAACUGACGAUAGCUGACACCUGCAUAGCUGAUGUUUUGGCGCUGUUUGAGGUGGAACAGCAUUGGACAUGUCAAAUUGCAGCUGCUCUUGAUCAUUGUCAGGAAGCCACAGCCAUCACACUUCCGUUAGAAGUUCAGAAUGAGAAAGUAUAGACGAUAUAGAAAUAAUCACACUCAAGCUGAAAAUCAUUAAACAAACUAAUGAGGAUUUCUAUAAAUCUAAUCGAGGUGUGGAUUACAUCUUACAUUCCAGUAUUCCAACUUGUAAACAAGGCUGCAUGGGAUUUCUUUUAAUGCGACUCCAUGCGGCCGAUGGCAAUUUCCGCUUUAGGUAUGUGCCAGGUGCCGCUUGUUGAUUUGACAGCGCUAACGCUGUUCCCCCUCCAUCACCGCCAAAACAUCCAAAACAGGUGUGAGAUAUCACCGGUUAACGCUUGAUCUGAAUGAAUUGGGGUCCUCAAUAAAAAUCAGAAUGGGCA
Molecule: messenger RNA, 2226 nt
Organism: Oncorhynchus keta (chum salmon)
Lineage: Eukaryota; Metazoa; Chordata; Actinopteri; Salmoniformes; Salmonidae
Product: prolyl hydroxylase EGLN3-like
Exons: 5
Coding region: 418-1149 (243 amino acids)
Biological process (GO): peptidyl-proline hydroxylation to 4-hydroxy-L-proline; cellular response to hypoxia
Cellular component (GO): nucleus; cytoplasm
Molecular function (GO): peptidyl-proline 4-dioxygenase activity; ferrous iron binding; L-ascorbic acid binding
Source: RefSeq, a predicted model, not a curated record